AUGAAUUCCACACAAAGCCCCGUGUACCACACAUCCGUUGAACAAAAACGGCAUGCUCAGGAUGUGGCCCGAAGGCAGAGGAUGGGCAAACAAAUGCCCAAAUUGCGCGAAAUGCUGCGUGAGAAGUACCGCAAGCGCAUCAUUGAAACCCGCAAGCAUUGCACUGACUCCAAUCGUGAAUUACAAUUGGCGGAACUCAGGGAAAUUCUUCGCAUGGAGCUUAGUGAGUUGGAGCACGACUUGGAGCUGGAGCAGCUGAUCUUGGACGAGCUGCUCUCCGAUGUGAAUGAAUGGUACGCCCUGGGCGAACAGAACCUGGAAACGCUUUACGUAGAGCCAGAUAAUAAGCAACAGCAGCAGAAGGAGGUUCUGUGUCCCGUUUGCCAGAUGAAGCCCUUGCAGCGUGAGAAGAGGGGUUACCUCUGCGAGUGUGGCGUUCAGUUUGAACACUCUGCUGACAUGGAACAGCUCCAGAAGUUGCUGCGCCACCAGAUAGCCAGUCACGAGCUAAAGUGCACUCAGGCCCUGCGCUUCUUUAUUGAACCCUCUUCGGGACACCUGUACAACAUGUGUGGCAGCUGUGACUACUUCUCAUCCGUAUAGUUUCUUGUCUUUGUAAGAGCGAACGGAACGCUGGCUGCGUCCAGCAUAAAAUUAACGUGAUAUUGGAAUUAGGAAGUAAGCUCAUGUAAUCUGAACAUUUUCUGUAAGAGACUCGAUAUGUUAAUCUUGUUUGUUAUCAUCAAUAAUUACCUAGAUGUAAAGUAAUCUUGUUCUUAUCUUAUUUUCAAUGUUCUUUUGUAUUUCUUCUUAGAUUUAUUUAAUAUUGGUUUAUAAAGUACCAUACCAUUAUAAUUUGGUUAAUAUGUAAUAUGAAACUUAAACUAUAAUAUAUAUAUAUGUACAUUUAGUAAUAAAAUGAUUGGGAACUUCUGUGUCUCAAUCGUACAUUCUUAAA
Drosophila serrata is the source of this 958-nucleotide messenger RNA. RefSeq names its product RPA-interacting protein alpha (gene Ripalpha). The record is from RefSeq and is a predicted model, not a curated record. Gene Ontology annotation, cellular component: nucleus. Gene Ontology annotation, biological process: protein import into nucleus. NCBI's taxonomy places the organism in Eukaryota, Metazoa, Arthropoda, Insecta, Diptera, Drosophilidae.